Diceros bicornis minor is the source of this 3143-nucleotide messenger RNA. RefSeq names its product aarF domain containing kinase 2 (gene ADCK2). NCBI's taxonomy places the organism in Eukaryota, Metazoa, Chordata, Mammalia, Perissodactyla, Rhinocerotidae. Bases 952 to 2859 code for a protein of 635 amino acids. Gene Ontology annotation, cellular component: mitochondrion. The record is from RefSeq and is a predicted model, not a curated record. The transcript is spliced from 9 exons.
UCCUCGGCCUCCGCACCCCCUCUCCGCUCUCGGCGCCUGGAUCCUCGGGCCCCCGAGCCCCCGCCCUCCGCACCCUGAUCCUCGGCCCUCGGCAGCCCCCACCCGGCUCUCGGCGCCCGGAUCCUCGGCCUCCCGAACCCCCCUCCCCGGCUCUCCGCGCCCGGAUCCUCGGCCCUCCCCACCCCGCUCCCCGGGUCCCCGCACCCCGGCCCUCUGCACCCACCCCCCCCAAAGCUCCUCCCCAUCCAGGGACGCGGUGCCUGGUCCUCGGCCGGCCGUACUAACAUUCCCACCCCCCGCCCCAGUUCUCAACCCCUUGCCCGUCUGGUCCUUCCUCCCUCCCCCGCGCCCCCCGGGCCCUCGGCGCCCCGGCCGCCGCACCGACCUCCUCCCCAGCCCAGCCCCUCCGCGCUCUGGCCCUGGACAGGGCCUGGCCACCCGAGGGAUCUCGCGCCAGCCCGGGCGUGCGGUGACCCUGCGGCCGCCCGGCUCAGUCUCCGCCCGCGCGGCCACCUCGUGCAGGUCGCGUCCUCGCCCUGGCCUGGCUUUGCGUCUGGCUGGGCCCCUGCCGCUCUCGCAGUCGGCUCGGUUCUGAAAGCCCCCGUAGGGCAGCGGGUCUCGGGCUUUCAGGCCAAGGCGAGGCCCCCCGGAGGGAGCGGGGUGUGGAGCCGGGACGGAUGGGCCGGCCCCUCCGGCGGCGGAGGGCGUGCAGGACUGUGCGGCCUAGCGGGUGGGGCGGCCCUGCAGGGGCUGGACUGGGAGCCGCACUGGGCUUAGACUGCACGCGGAAGCGGGGUGCUGAGCGUCGCCGCAUCUGCCAGCUGCCCCACUUUUAAGUGGAAUACUCAGCCGUGGCCCUGGACUCAUGUCAGCUUUGCCAAAAUCGUGAACAUAGAGGGGUGCCCCUUAAGUUGAGGGCAGGCAGCCUGGGUCGUGGACCUCUGGGAGAGGAUGGUGACCCCCUGGCGCUUGUUUGUCAGGGUCUGCUUGUCACACCUAAGGGGUUUUGAGCUCAGAAAGGAACUCGGCCUUCUAAGACCCUCUGGGUACUCUCGCAGUGCCAGACUCUGUUGGCUUGUGCUGGGCACUUUGCCCAAACUCAUCUCAGCCUAUGGGGACAUUGGUGAGGGGGCUCCUGAGAGCUUGUUUCAGCAAAGGGCGAGUUGGAGUGAACUGGCUGAAAAUGGGCCACUAGAGAGGGCCUCCCAGGAGUGGCGGCUGGGAGGCCUCCUCCUGCACCUCCGCAUCUGGCUCCGGGCUGGGGCUCUCCUGGUGAAAUUCUUCCCCCUCCUUCUGCUCUACCCUCUCACCUAUCUGGCUCCCAGUGUCUCCAGCCUCUGGCUUCACCUGCUUCUGAAAGCCACUGAGACCUCAGGCCCAACGUACAUCAAACUGGGCCAGUGGGCCAGCACCCGGAGAGAUCUCUUCUCAGAGGCUUUCUGUGCCCAGUUCUCCAAGCUGCAUGUCCGGGUGAACCCCCACCCUUGGACUCACACUGAACACUUCUUGCGGCAGGCAUUUGGGGAGGACUGGGGGAGGGUCCUUUGCUUUGAGAAGCAGGAACCUGUGGGUUCAGGCUGUGUGGCCCAAGUAUACAAAGCACGUGCCAAUCCUGCCUUUCUGGAGAAUAACAGCAUCCAGAGACUUGCCAAGGCCUCCAGCCUGCAGCCUUCUUCAGAAGCUGGGGAACUCAGUGGGCUGAGAGAGCUCUUUGGACACCUGGGGAAGGGGUGGAGGCCUCAAGGAAGUCUUGCUGACCAGUCAUUUCUUGAAAGGCUGCUCCUCCCUAAAGCCGACCCGUUUGAAUCGAAGGCAGUUGUGUCUCAGGCUUUGAUGCCUGCCCGUGGACCUGAGCCAGAUCACCUCAUCCCUGUGGCAGUGAAAGUGCUGCACCCUGGCUUGCUCUCUCAGGUGCAGAUGGACCUGCUGCUGAUGAAGAUGGGCAGCCGAGUCCUUGCACUUUUGCCAGGAAUCAAGUGGCUUAGCUUGCCUGAGAUUGUGGAGGAAUUUGAGAAGCUCAUGGUCCAACAGAUCGACCUGCGUUAUGAAGCUCGGAAUCUAGAACAUUUCCAGUGCAACUUCCUGAAUGUGAAUUCUGUCAAAUUCCCUACCCCUCUGCGUCCCUUUGUCACCAGGGAUGUCUUGGUGGAAACAUAUGAAGAGAGCGUGCCGGUGUCCAGUUACCAGCAGGCAGGGAUUCCCGGUGACUUGAAAAGGAAGAUCGCACGCCUGGGGAUCAACAUGCUCCUGAAGAUGAUAUUUGUGGACAACUUCGUCCAUGCGGACCUUCACCCUGGGAACAUCCUGGUCCAGGGCGCCGACAGUCUUUCCAAGAGCCAAGAGGCAGGGCUGCAGCAGGCAGACGUCUGCGACACGCUGGUGGUGGCCGUGACGCCUGCCCGGUGCCCACUGCGUCUGGUGCUGCUGGAUGCCGGCAUCGUGGCCGAGCUGCAGGCCGCCGACCUGAGGAACUUCCGGGCAGUUUUCAUGGCCGUGGCGUUGGGGCAGGGCCAAAGAGUGGCCGAGCUCAUCCUGCAUCACGCCCGGGCCAGCGAGUGCAGGGACGUGGAGGGCUUCAAGGCCGAGAUGGCCACGCUGGUGACCCAGGCCAGGAAGAACACCAUCACCCUGGAAAAGCUUCAAGUUUCCAGCCUUCUCUCGAAUGUCUUUAAGUUACUGAUGACUCACAAGCUCACAUUAAUGAUGCUUGGUAUUAAUGUAAAGCUUGAGAGCAACUUUGCUUCAAUUGUGUUUGCCAUCAUGGUGUUGGAGGGGCUUGGCCGCUCACUGGACCCCAAACUGGACAUCCUGGAGGCAGCAAAGCCCUUCCUUCUGAAAGGACCAGCGCCCUCCCCCUGACCGCAGCAGCGCGCGCGCAGCGGGCCUUUGCCUGAGUACUGGAGGCCACUCCCAACAGCCUCUCCUGUGGCAGCUUGAACAUUUUAAAAUUGGGAUGCGUGGAGGGCGCACCAUUGCUUUUCACUCUGCUUUGGUUUCAGGCGUCUGUUUUAAAAGCUUUGGGUUAUUUGAGGAAGUGAAGGGAGGGAAGGGUCCUAUCCAUUCAGUCAUGGAGCUGCUCCUGGUGUCAGGAGACUCUGUUUCGGGGAAAAUGUUCCGUGGAGGAGGACGAAUAAACUUAGUUA